AUGUACGAAGAUCACGACCUGGGAGGACCUGACAUCGAGGUCCCAAAUGAAGACUCAGAGUCCGACGAACACACCAUCCUUUCUGUAACUGGGCACACGGCGUGCUUGAUACCGCAGAGGUCAAUCGCGAACUCCAUUUACCCACACACGAACUCAAACUCCAACGCGAUGGAAGAUCAUCGUCGAAGCGUAACCUCCGCAGCCUUCGCAACAUGUUCUGAUGCGACGCAUAAUUCUCGAGGUGUAGAGAGUAAUGGGUCCGAUUGGGACAGGGAAGACGAGUGUGCCAAGGUUGGCCACGAUCGGGAGUCAUGCACUCAAGGUGUUACUGCUUUUGCUUACCCUCAUCCCGAUGGAAGUGGACGCAACGUGGUAUUUGUGGAUACCCCUGGAUUUGACGAUAGUGUGAGAACGGAUUAUGAGGUUUUUAAAGAAAUUGCUGCAUGGUUGAAGAAAACCUACAAGGAACGCGUCACCUUGAGCGGCAUCCUAUUCUUUCAUCGAAUUACAGAGAGCCGAAUGCGUGGGACACCCUUGAGGAACUUGUCAGUGUUCAAGGAGUUGUGUGGUACGAACGCACUUGAAAACGUCAUCUUGACCACGACUAUGUGGGACGAAGUUCCCGAACAUAUUAGAUCGCAGCGGGAACAACAGCUGAAGACGCAAUUUUGGCAGGAAAUGAUGUCGCGGGAUCCCGAACAACCAGAUUCAUCGCUUCCUUUGAUUCGGCAUGGGAGAUCGUCAAGCAUUCUGACGCCACAACUCCUCGACCCGUCCAAUUGCAAAACAAAUGGUAGACGAAGAAAAGGGGCUUUCCGAAACGUCGGCACAUCGUGCUGACCAGCUGGUUCGAAAAAAAAAAAGUGUUGCUCAUUUUCGAGUAUGGCUUCGGAACUUCAAGUCUACUUGGAGUAGUAGUUCAACGUUCAACGCUAACUCACUGAGGCAGUGCGUCAACACACAGCGCUUCAAGAUGAUGGGCGGUCAGUGAGUUCAUCUAGGAG
This is a messenger RNA of Suillus paluster, 1004 nucleotides long. RefSeq lists its product as uncharacterized. Lineage: Eukaryota; Fungi; Basidiomycota; Agaricomycetes; Boletales; Suillaceae. The transcript is spliced from 4 exons. The record is from RefSeq and is a predicted model, not a curated record. Bases 1 to 840 code for a protein of 279 amino acids.